This is a messenger RNA of Phytomonas sp. EM1, 1803 nucleotides long. Lineage: Eukaryota; Euglenozoa; Kinetoplastea; Trypanosomatida; Trypanosomatidae. The record is from the annotation of a GenBank genome assembly.
AUGUCGCUGAGGAAGGAAUCUCUUCGAGCAUAUAGGAAACUGUUCUCUGUAAGCACAAAAAUUUCUUACCAGUGCCCUCUACAUAACAAGAAUGGUUUUUUGGAGUAUAUCUCGUUCCGCUUUAAUCAGGAGGCUCAACUAAAUUCGAGACGUAUUGCGCAUGCCAUGCUUUAUCUUGAGAGGAAGGAAAGUGUAUUAUUAAAUAAAGCGACAAAGGGUCAGAAAUUUAGAACAAAAAAAAAAUCUUCUGUGACUCGUGGACUCCUUAAUGCGGAAAGAAAGAAAAUUUUGAGUGAAAAUGCAACGCGCAUGUCUCAUAAUAUUGACAUGAUAUACCGUUUGGCGGAGUUGUUGCCACACGCUGUUGGCAACACCUCGCUUACGUCUCUUUUACAAGUUUUAGCCGCUGGCGUGGGAAAUACCGCGUACCAACGCCGAAUGGAGUCCAGCUUCAUUGAAUUUUUCAACUUUGAGCAAAAGAAGGCGGAGCGCGAUGAUGCUGCCGAGGAAGCCACGAGUGAGCGGCAAAAUCGGAUCAUGCAGCAGGCGUUGGUACCAUACGCUGAACGUUUGCUCUUGCUGCAUCGCACGGCUGUUGGCGAGAACAACCCCGCGACUAACCUCAUUUACUUGACUCCAUGGCAGAUGACAGAGGCUAUCGUGGGAACACGAAGCGGCGUCAGUGCGUAUCACCUGCUCCACGGCAACGAUCACAUUGUUGUUGAGAUCGAUGAGGUGUAUAACAAACAGGUGAUAUACGUUGCCUGUGCGUGUGCGGGGGAGGGCACUCACAACGGAAGCUACAACUGGGAGCAAGAGAUCGAGGGGGUGGAAAUCAGCGAAUGCGAGGAGGUGAGGCGAACGGUCUUUCACGCCGAAUUCCUCUCGCGGGCGACACCGAUGUGCACCUCACUUCUGAAUGGAACACCCUUGCACGUAUCGCGUCGGACGGUGCUGGUCGGGCAUGCCGUGGGCGGCUCGGUCGCGCUGAUUCUGUCGCUUCUACUUUCGCAACGCGGAUUUGAAAUCAGCAACGUGAUAACCCUCGGCGCCCCAAAGGCGUUGCAGGGAACACUCGAGCGCUAUGUGGCCGCCAUCAACCCGAUACGGGUGGUGCUCGCCGGGGAUCCGCUUGUGGAGUUACCCGUAACGGGUGCCCAGGGGAAUCCUUUCGUACAUGUGGGAGAGAUUUUGCUCCUCACACCUCACGUCGGGGAGGAAGCUCCGAUGACUAGCACUACAAGUCAAUCCGAGAAGCCUUCUUCGGCUAAUGAUGCCCGAACCGGUACGUGCGCACCUUCUGAUAGCACUUUUCCAGCAACUGUGAAUUCAGUGGAGGGUUGUGGGGACGAUCUGACAGCUGAUAAGCUAGAUAUGCUCAUGAGCGAUACCAUACCUGAAGCACCCCUUGACGGGACUAACAACUGGGAUGACUUCUCAAGUAUGCCUUAUCCGCAACCAGAACGUGAAUCUUACGCACACGUUCCUUCCUCAGAAAUGCGUACGGUCCCAGAUUCAGUUUCGAAUGCUGAAAAUGGUGAAUUCUCGGAAAAUCAGAACGCAGAGGAAACGUCUGAGGAAGCUGAGUGUUUAUUUCGCGUUGUCAAGGAGCGUUACCGUGCUCAGUAUUUGGUGGAGCAUUAUGUGCAACAUCUGUGCGAUCCUAAUAUCGAGCUUACUUAUGCCGAAGGAGACGAGGUUUGGGAUGAAGGAAGCUAUGCAGAGACACGUCGUGAGGCAGAGCGCACAAUGAAUGUUUCCUUUGGGGAGAGGUUCCAGCGCGACCUGCGAGGCCCACUCUAA